Phodopus roborovskii (desert hamster) is the source of this 5448-nucleotide messenger RNA. It is a transcript of the gene Atp8b4, whose product is annotated as ATPase phospholipid transporting 8B4 (putative). The record is from RefSeq and is a predicted model, not a curated record. Lineage: Eukaryota; Metazoa; Chordata; Mammalia; Rodentia; Cricetidae. Gene Ontology annotation, molecular function: ATP hydrolysis activity; ATPase-coupled intramembrane lipid carrier activity; magnesium ion binding. Gene Ontology annotation, biological process: Golgi organization; phospholipid translocation. The transcript has 27 exons. Gene Ontology annotation, cellular component: plasma membrane. Bases 31 to 3615 code for a protein of 1194 amino acids.
GCGCUCGUGCUGUGGUGAAAACUCAGGGGGAUGAUGCUCUUCAGUAAGAAGAAGCUGCCUGAAGUAGAGCGGGUGGUGAAAGCCAAUGACCGAGACUACAAUGAGAGAUUCCAGUAUGCGGACAAUCGUAUUCAUACAUCCAAGUACAACGUUCUCACAUUCUUGCCAAUUAACUUAUUUGAGCAGUUCCAAAGAGUGGCAAAUGCCUAUUUCCUUUUCCUCCUGAUACUGCAGCUCAUUCCAGAAAUCUCUUCCCUGACAUGGUUCACCACCAUUGUGCCUCUGGUCCUGGUGAUCUCCAUGACAGCUGUCAAGGAUGCUACUGAUGACUAUUUUCGCCACAAGAGUGACAAUCAAGUGAAUAACCGGCAGUCUGAAGUGCUCAUUAAUAGCAAACUGCAGCAUGAAAAAUGGAUGAAUGUUAAAGUUGGAGACAUCAUUAAAUUAGAAAAUAACCAAUUUGCUGCUGCUGACUUGCUGCUUCUGUCCAGUAGUGAGCCUCACGGUCUCUGCUAUGUUGAAACAGCUGAGCUCGAUGGGGAAACAAACUUAAAAGUUCGUCAAGCUCUACCUGUCACCUCAGAACUUGGAGCAGAUAUUAGCAGCCUUGCAAAGUUUGAUGGGGUUGUCAUCUGUGAGGCACCUAACAACAAACUAGACAAGUUCUCUGGAGUCCUCUCUUGGAAGGAAAACAAGCACACCCUCAGCAACCAGAAGAUAAUCCUGAGAGGCUGUGUCCUGAGGAAUACCAGCUGGUGCUUUGGAAUGGUUCUUUUUGCAGGUCCUGACACUAAACUAAUGCAGAACAGUGGUAAGACAAAGUUUAAAAGGACAAGCAUUGACAGACUAAUGAAUACCCUAGUCCUGUGGAUCUUUGGAUUUCUGGUAUGCCUGGGAAUUACUCUUGCAGUAGGAAAUUCAAUAUGGCAAAGUGAAGUUGGGGACCAGUUCAGAACUUUCCUCUUCUGGAGAGAAGGCGAGAAGAGUUCUUUGCUCUCAGGAUUCUUAACUUUCUGGUCAUACAUUAUCAUCCUCAACACGCUUGUCCCCAUUUCAUUAUAUGUGAGUGUGGAAGUAAUCCGUCUGGGACACAGUUAUUUUAUAAACUGGGAUCGGAAGAUGUAUUAUGCUACAAAAGCUAUGCCUGCUGAAGCCCGGACAACCACACUCAAUGAGGAGCUGGGCCAGAUUGAAUAUAUUUUCUCUGACAAAACAGGAACUCUCACUCAAAACAUCAUGACUUUUAAAAAAUGUUCCAUAAAUGGCAGAGUCUAUGCAGGUGAAGUACUAGAUGACCUGGGCCAGAAGAAAGAAAUAACUAAGAAAAAGGAGGGUGUGAACUUCUCAGGCAAAUCUCAAUCAGAAAGAACACUUCACUUCCUUGACCACAAUCUGAUGGAAUCCAUUGAGUUGGGGGAUCCCAAAGUGCAUGAAUUCCUUCGCUUACUCGCUAUCUGUCAUACUGUAAUGUCAGAGGAAGAUAGUGCAGGACAACUGAUUUACCAAGUUCAAUCACCUGAUGAAGGAGCUCUAGUUACUGCUGCUAGAAAUUUUGGGUUCAUUUUUAAGUCUCGGACUCCAGAGACAAUAACAGUAGAAGAAUUGGGAACACCUGUUACUUAUCAGUUACUUGCCUUUUUGGAUUUCAGCAACAUCAGGAAAAGAAUGUCUGUCAUAGUUCGAAACCCAGAAGGACAGAUAAAACUUUAUUCCAAAGGAGCAGACACAAUUUUGUUUGAGAAACUCCAUCCUUCCAACAAAGACCUGCUGUCUUUGACGUCAGAUCAUCUCAGUGAAUUUGCAGGCGAAGGCCUUCGAACCCUGGCAAUUGCUUAUAGAGAGCUUGAUGACAAGUAUUUUAAAGUGUGGCAGGAGAUGCUUGAAGAUGCGAAUUCUGCCACCACUGAGAGGGAUGAACGGAUAUCUGGGCUGUAUGAAGAAAUUGAAAGAGAUUUGAUGCUACUAGGUGCCACUGCUGUAGAAGAUAAGUUACAAGAAGGUGUUAUUGAAACAGUUACGAAUCUAUCACUAGCCAAUAUUAAGAUCUGGAUUCUAACAGGAGACAAACAAGAAACUGCCAUCAAUAUUGGUUAUGCCUGCAAUGUGCUGACUGACGCCAUGGAUGCCGUGUUUGUGAUAACGGGGAACACAGCUGUGGAAGUGCGAGAAGAGCUCAGGAAAGCAAAGGAAAAUUUGUUUGGACAAAACACGAGUUUUUCCAAUGGACAUGUAGUUUAUGGAAGUAAGCAGCAGCUGGAGUUGGACUCGGGUGUAGAAGAAGCUGGAACAGGAGAAUAUGCCUUAGUCAUAAACGGCCACAGUUUGGCCCAUGCUCUGGAAAGUGAUGUCGAGAACGAUCUUUUGGAACUUGCCUGCAUGUGUAAGGCUGUGGUUUGCUGCAGAGUCACCCCACUCCAGAAAGCCCAAGUAGUAGAGCUGGUAAAAAAACACAGAAAUGCUGUAACCUUGGCCAUCGGCGAUGGGGCCAAUGAUGUCAGCAUGAUAAAAAGUGCUCACAUUGGCAUUGGCAUCAGCGGCCAGGAAGGACUACAAGCAGUCUUAGCCAGCGACUAUGCUUUGGCUCAGUUUAGGUAUCUCCAACGGCUGCUUCUUGUUCAUGGAAGGUGGUCCUAUUACAGAAUGUGCAAGUUCUUAUGCUAUUUCUUCUACAAGAACUUUGCGUUCACCCUUGUGCAUUUCUGGUUUGCCUUCUUCUGUGGUUUCUCAGCACAGACUGUUUAUGACCAGUGGUUCAUCACCCUUUUUAACAUUGUUUACACAUCACUACCUGUUUUAGCCAUGGGGAUUUUUGACCAGGAUGUGAGUGACCAGAACAGUAUGGACUGUCCUCAGCUCUAUGAACCUGGACAACUGAAUCUACUUUUUAACAAGCGUAGAUUUUUCAUCUGUGUGGCACAUGGAAUCUACACUUCAUUAGCCCUUUUCUUCAUUCCCUAUGGGUCCUUUUACAACGUGGCCGGAGAAGAUGGGCAACAAAUUGCUGACUAUCAGUCCUUUGCGGUUACCAUGGCCACAUCUUUGGUCAUUGUGGUCAGUGUACAGAUAGCCUUGGAUACCAGUUACUGGACUGUAGUUAAUCAUGUCUUUAUCUGGGGCAGUGUUGCUACCUAUUUCUCCAUUUUGCUGACCAUGCACAGUAAAGGCAUCUUUGGAAUCUUCCCACACCAGUUUCCCUUUGUUGGAAAUGCAUGGCACUCUCUGAGCCAGAAGUUCGUCUGGCUUGUUGUUCUCUUGAUAGCAGUGGCUUCAGUCAUGCCGGUGGUGGCAUUCAGAUUUCUGAAGAUGUAUUUAUACCCAAGCCUAAGUGAUCAGGUCCGCCGGUGGCAGAAGGCUCAGAGAAAGGAAAGGCCCAUACGAAGCCGAAGGCCUCAGACCCGCAGGUCAAGCUCCAGAAGAUCCGGGUACGCAUUUGCUCAUCAAGAGGGCUACGGAGAGCUCAUCACAUCUGGAAAAAAUAUGCGAGCUAAAAGUCCAGCCCCAACAUCAGGGCUGGAAAAGAUGCUUUAUAAUAACACGAGCUGGAUUGAAAAUUUAUGUAAGAAAACCACAGAUGUGGUGAGCAGCUUUAGUCAUGAUAAGACAGUGAAACUGUGAGUCAAGAUAGACUUGAACCACAAGGCUUUCUUUUCCCCUCAUCUGGGGAUGAGCUUCAGCUGCUCAGGGGCCAAGAGCAGGGCAGAUUGCCUUGCUUAACUUAAAUAUGUGGCCUCCAGCUGCCAAUGUCUGUUACAUACUGGUAUGUUCUGCAGGAAACUGGGCCAGAUGAGCAUUAUCCAGUUUGUGAUUCUGUGGACCAAGUCCUUCCUCAUGGGACAAGCACAGAUUUUUAUUAGCUUAAACACCAGUUGAUCUGAACUUUGAAUCUUAUUUAUGGAAAAAUGCUUGUAAUUAGCAUCUACACUGGAUGGAUCCUGGGUAUGUCAAGACAUACCCUUGGUGUGUCUGAACCAGAAAACAUGUAUCUACAGAUACACCAUGUAUGUGAAGAGCUAGAUGCCUUUCCCAAAUGCAAUUGCAGAAUUUAAAGUAUGCAGUAUGAUGCUCUCAGCUUGAGAGUCAGUCUCUCCCUAGUUGUGACCUCUACUUGCCAGUCCAUCCCAGACAACAACUGUGACAUGCCUGAAGAAUACAGAAAAAAAAAAUCCUGUGGGAUCCCCUGUUCUACAAACCAGUCCAGGGACAAAAGAGAUGUAAUAUCUUUGCAGAGGAGCUGCUAAUGUGAUCAUGUUUAUUUAGAAAGUGUUCAGUCUAUUCUAUAUGCUGGCAAGCACCAGAGUAGCUCUGCAGGAAGUCUCCUAAUGUUUCAGUGACUUGUGUGACAGCAUCAGUAGCAAUCUGCUGCACAUUACACAGACCGUGGACAGAACCAUCCAGAGUGGUGGGGCACCACACUUUUUGUGUGUGAUACUGUUCCAAACAGUCCAGCGACGACAAAGGCUGCUGGCAGACCCCAUUUUAAAAAUGUAAGAAUUGAAAGGAAGUGAGUUCAUAGGCAAUCCCUACUGUUACUGUUUACUCAGGUUUAGGUCAUAGAGACUCAAUUCCUUUUAGUGCUCAACUGUUGUGUUUAUGACACAAACAUCUAAUGAAGCUGAUUUUUAAAAUAGACAUUACAGCCCAAUUUGGGGAUCGCUGGGUGAACCACAAUUUUAUUUUCUUUAAAAGGCUUUAUGUUCACACUGCUGCUCUAGCACCUCUUACCUCUGUGAUGGGCAGGUGAUGUGGCCCUCCUGAGACUCAGUGUCCUCCUCUACAAGAUGAGGAUGCACUACCUACCUCAUGUGGCAGUUGGCCAUCAAGCACAAGUUCUCAAACCAUCAGAAACACAAUUCUCACAUGAAUGUACAGAGUUGGCUUCAGCUAGCUCAUCAUCAAAACAGCAGAGCAAAAGGAAGAGACUGCAGGACCUGGGCUGUCAGUCAUGAGUGGGAUGACCUCAAGGGAAUGAGGUUGCUAAGUAUGAUGGGAAGCAAGUAAAACUAUAGCCCGGCAAGUAGAUUUUUCUGCAGGGAAGUAAAAUAAAGCAUCAGGUCUUACCAGUUUUCCAAAGUCAGCCUUUGGUUUUCUAGGUUCCUUCCCUCUGGUCCCUACUUAAUUGCCCACCAAACAAAACUGCUUUCUACAAAGAGCUUGCUAAUACUUAUGUGGCCUUGAUAGAUGAUGGGCUAGGAUGAUAUUAAUAGGUCAGUGUCCCAUGGCCAAUUAGUCUUUGUUUCUAAACGUAAUGUUUUCUGAAUGGUACUUAAUGAAACAAUCUGUAUGCAGGAGCCUAAACAAAUGGCAAAUGAUAUUUCUUUUUCUUAUACAUAUCUACCUUACAAAAAGUAAGAUUUUUCAUGUCUAAAUAUCAGCUUAGUGUGCUUGUUUAUGUUUUAUAGCAAUUUUGAAAACUUUGGAAACUUUCAGUAAACAUUUUGCCACUCUUGG